Molecule: messenger RNA, 2125 nt
Organism: Bombus pyrosoma
Lineage: Eukaryota; Metazoa; Arthropoda; Insecta; Hymenoptera; Apidae
Product: protein artichoke-like
Exons: 4
Coding region: 45-1694 (549 amino acids)
Molecular function (GO): protein binding
Source: RefSeq, a predicted model, not a curated record
AUUGGUUGUUCAAAUAUAAGGUCUCUAAAUAACAAUUUAACACAAUGAUUAUUUAUUUAAAUUUAAUUGGGUUGUGUUUCUCAUUGAUAAUACAAAGUUCUAUAUGUGAUAUAUGUUCAACAUGUUCGUGUACAAUCCUAAUGAAUAAAGAACAGGAAAUUAACUGUCAUGGAAAAUAUUUAGGAAAUAAUGACAUGUUUAAUUUUGAUUUGUUAACAUUAGACAAUUAUCAAGUAUUGAACAAACUUGUUUUAUCUAAAAACAAUAUAGUUAAUUUACCUACAAAUCUAUUGAAGAAGUUACAAUCUUUAAGAAGUUUAGAUUUAUCUGAAAAUAUUAUAGAAGAAAUAUAUACAACAAUGUUUAUAGACUUGAACAAUCUCGAAGAUCUAAAUCUUUCUAAAAAUGCAUUAAGAAUUUUUGAUGAUUCGUUGUUGGAAGUACUUCCUGCAUUGUUAUCAUUAAACCUUAGUUAUAAUCAUAUAAAUUCAAUAGAAUAUUUAAUGAACAAAACUACAACAAAGAUUAAUAUACUCGAUCUUUCUCAUAACAAUAUAUCCAGUUUAUCUAAAAUAUUUCUAGAAUCAUUAAUAAAUUUACAAUAUUUAGAUCUGUCGUUUAAUAGAAUCCAUUCUUUAGAAGAUUGUAGUCUAACAGUUUUAAAUUCUUUGAAAGCAAUUCAUAUAAAUAACAAUUUUAUUGUUACAUUAAAUAUGCAAGCAUUACCAAAGACAUUGAUUGAAUUACAUUCUGGAUAUAAUCAAAUUUCGGAAAUACUAUACAAUUUGGAUUAUAUUGAAGUAUUAAAUCUACAGCACAACAAUAUUUCUAAAUUACAUGCAAACAUAAUAACAGAUAAUUUACAACAUCUGAAUAUUAGUGGAAAUAUGUUAUCAAGUUUUCCAAAUGUUAUAUCUGAAAAUUUGAAAGUGCUAGACAUAUCUAACAAUAAAUUAACUUAUGUUCCUGAAGUAAUAUCUAUUAAAAAUUUCCCAUUAUUGUUCCAAUUUGAUGUUAGCCAAAAUCCUAUUGAAAAUUUGACAAUUAGCUCUGAUUUAAAGUUAAAUUCAUUUAUUGCAAGUAAAAUGAGUAUGUUAAAAGCUAUUGAUGAAAGUACAUUAGCAAAUUUGAGACCACCAUCGAAUGGUUGCAUUCAUCUUACUAUAUCCAAUAACAAAAUGUUGUCUUUCAUUCAUAAAGAUGCUUUGAGACACAUGAUUCUCUGUUCAUUAGAUUUGAGUAAUAAUCAACUUUCCUAUGUCGCAAAAGAGCUGGUUGUACGUAACAAUAAUUCUAUGAUAUACAGUGUUAAUUUACAAAGAAAUCCAUUUAAAUGUAAUUGUACACUACAAUGGAUGUUAAGUGAUUUGGUUCCACAACUUUAUUCCAUCCAGCCUCAUCUUUUAGAUGAUUUGAGGUGUGCUUCGCCUCCAGAAAUAUCAAACAUAAGAAUGGUGCAUUGGUACGGAUGGAAAGACGAAAUUUUUUGUGUUAAUACAUCAGUUUUUAAAGAAAAUCUUGCAAUGAAUGUUGCCAAUGUAAUGUCUAAUGAAGUAGUACAUUUUGAUUCUAGUACUGGUUUGCUAGUUGUUGUAGGAAUAGCUACAACUGUAUUAACACUUUUAAUAGUAGGAGGCAUUCUAUGGACACAAAGAAUAGCCAUAAGAAGAAGGAGAGUCAAUAGGAAAUUUUAAAGUUUAUCAUUAUUUAGUAUAUAAAUUUAUUUGUCUUGUAUAUCUGUAACACAUUUCUUUUUUAAUUAAAAAAAUUUUCUUAAAUUUUCAAUAUAUUGAUAUUAUACGAAGAUGUACUUUCAUUUUCAAAGUGACUUAUGAAAUAUCAUAUAACUUACAUUAUCUCUUGAAUUGAUUAAAGUUAAAUAAUGAAUGGAAAUAAAUUUAUUCUCUGAAUUAAUUUAUACUUCAAGAAUUAUCAUUCAUUUGAAUACUAAACAUUGUAUAAGACUGACAAAGUUAUUAGUGAACACAUAAUCAAAUGUUAAUAUUGACAAAAAAAUUAAAUUUGUUGGUAAAAUGAAUUAUGAAUCAUGAAUUUUAUUAAAGUAUUGUAAAAAUAAAGUAUUAAAGACUCUCACAGGAACAGUUUUCUUUUCAAUUAAAUUUAA